CUCAUAAUGCCACUGAAUAGUUUUCCAAAAAUGUGAAAACUAAUAUGUAUUUUUUUGAUUUUAAUAUGAACAGAAAAGUUAACUUUUUAAAACUUUAAAAAAAAUGCUUUUUCUCGAUUGUUCAACCAGAAACACAGUGCAGGUACCGUGCAAAGUUCAAUUGAAAACAAUAAUGGCGGACAGUUCAGCGUCGAGUGCUGCUGGACCUAGUUCUCAACAGCCAGAAGACGAUUUAAGUUUACCACGAGCGGCUGUCAACAAAAUGAUCAAAGAAAUGGUGCCAUUCAUUAGAGUUUCAAAUGAUGCUAGAGAACUUGUUCUUAACUGUUGCACAGAAUUCAUUCAUUUAAUUGCAUCAGAGGCAAAUGAGAUAUGUAAUAAACAGACAAAGAAGACAAUUUCCCCAGAACAUGUAAUUGCUGCUUUAGAGAGUCUGGGUUUUCAGAGCUACAUCCAAGAUGUUGAAGGUGUUUAUCAACAAUUUAAAACACAAGCACAGACUCGAAAAAAGAACAACAAGCUUAAAAACCUAGGCGUAUCCGAAGAAGAACUUUUGCGGCAACAACAAGCAUUAAUUGCUCAGGCACGAGCUGAACAAGCUCAGGAAGAGUGGGUUCACUUACAGCAACAAUGUUUUCUCCCUACUUCCUCAGGCGCUGGUACAGUUCAAAUGCAAAACAUGCAUACGCUGCAAGUACAUUCCGAAAAUGGAAUCAAUUCUAUUGGACAGCAUUCUUCGAUGGACUACACACAUUGCCUCGACAAGAGUAUGAACAAUUCAUUUGUAUCAAAUGACUCUAACGAAAAUGUUCACGCGCUUCAAAACGGACUUAAUCAUUCUGAUCCUCUUGGUAACACGUGACCUAAUAAUGUGACUAGUUUUGAUUAGGUGGAAAAAGUGUAACCAUACGCUCUCUGGUUGUUUAUGAGGUCCUUUUUAGGCGUUAAAAUAAUACUAACGUUUUAGCAUGCAGUUUGCAUUGUUGCAGUGUUUCAUGUAUGAUAUGGUAUCUUAUUACACGAUGUUUUGUAGAUUUGGUUUAAAGAAUGCUUCUCAUUGCAAUAAUUUUAUCAAACAUGCGAAAUCGUUGCGGUAUUGAAUGCAUUUUGAUUUAUCUUUUUCAUCAAGAUUGUUUAAUAUUUCA
Molecule: messenger RNA, 1145 nt
Organism: Hydra vulgaris (swiftwater hydra)
Lineage: Eukaryota; Metazoa; Cnidaria; Hydrozoa; Anthoathecata; Hydridae
Product: protein Dr1
Biological process (GO): negative regulation of transcription by RNA polymerase II; RNA polymerase II preinitiation complex assembly
Cellular component (GO): negative cofactor 2 complex
Molecular function (GO): TBP-class protein binding; RNA polymerase II general transcription initiation factor activity; protein heterodimerization activity
Source: RefSeq, a predicted model, not a curated record